UUAAGUGAAGGCCCGUCGCAGAUACAGUUUUUGGAAAAAUUCUUUAGGAUUAUUAAGGGAUACUGCGCGGGUGGUUGCAGAAGAAAAGGACGAAGCAAGUCGGUCGUCGGCUGGGCCCAAUUCCUCCAAUCUGCGAAUUAUUUAAUUCAAUGAACAAAUGAAAUUACUAAAAUAUUCUACAUUACUAAAGUCAAGCCGCAACUGAAGUUGACCUGUUCAUUUGGUAAUUGAAUUGCUCUAUCCUACUCGGUUUUUAUUAAUUAUAAAGUAAUGAGAUCGGAAAACGAAAUAAAAUAAGUGUUGCGGUUUUGCUUUUGUAUCAAUUCACUCUAGUUUUUUACAUUUUUUGAAUUUUUUUGGUGGAAUUUUCGGUCGUGUUUGAUUACGGUUGGUACGGUCAGCACCUGCUGUCAGUGACCGGCUGUUUACAAUUUCACUUUGAAAUUUCUAGGUUAGGAUAAAAUUUGUGAUAUUUAAAAAAAGGCAGCGUAAUUAACCAAUACUUAAUUGUUAAUCAUGUAGUUUAUUACCGAGAUAAAUAUUUAUUACACUUUCACCACUCGUCAAUAGAAAAGACCCAAAGAUGGCGAAGGAGAUGAUAAUCAUUUUCGUGUACGACACGGAAUUGCUACAAAGGGAGGAGGACGAUCCCGCAUCCGCUAUCUUAUACUUUCAUCCCGGUUGGGUCUCCGAUCAGCAACGUACGGCGCUGUGCGGUCAAAUAAUCGGAUCCUCUCACUUUUUACGUACGACGUUCAGCUCUCCUCGCAUUUUCGCCUUGCAGAGCGGGAAGUUUUUCAUACACACCUACGGUCGAUAUCUAAUGGCCGUAGGUACCGAUCGUAACAUCGCCGACUGGGUGCUCGAGCACAGGGCGGAUCUACUCAGGUCGCUAAUCACGUUUUACCAUCAAGAUCUGUUGAAAAUGGCCGAGUUGUACCAAGGCAGCGCGAGCUUGUCAGCGAAACUGUACCAUAUGUUUGAAACGUACUUAAAAAUUCUGACGUACGGGGGCCACAUGUUCUUUAACAUUCCUACAAUUCAAUUACCAAAGAGCGCCAGUCACGUAUUUUUGGAGGCCAUACAGUUGCUGGAAAGUUGUCAGCAGAAGAAUUGCGUUUUGGGCGGUACAAUUCUGUAUCACAACAAAGUCGUCGCCACACAGUUAAGUUCCGAUUUAACGAAGAAGCUAGUCUUAACGGAUCCGUAUCGUAUUAAGUCGCCGGCCGAGAUGUUCGAUUUGAAUUUGUCAUUGCCACUUGGCGUCCAACUGUUGCAGGUUUAUAUAGCUCACGAGGACUAUCGUAAUUUGUACGAGGACGCCAGUAAGAGCAAAUCCAUUUCGCAGUAUUUAAAUAAGAUUAAUUUAAGAAAGCCAUCAAAAGUGACAACCCGAGAGCCGAUCUUAUCCGCGAUGAAACGCGAUCAGUCACUGAUAUUCACGACGGUACCCGAAGAGGACGGCGAUCACUCGCCUUCGAACGCGCACGAGUACAAAUCGCCCGAUCGUCCGAAAUUUCUCAAUCUCAAGUCGAAGACGACGGACGUCAAGGUUCCGACCACUGCAAGUGGUACGCCGUUUUUCGGCCAGACGAGCGUUUGCUCGACUCCCAUGACCGAUCUAAAUAAGGUUUUACACAACAAUCCCAUGUCAAUUUGCGUUAAUCCCGAAGAGAGCUUCGUCAAUAUCGAGACGAGAACGUCGAUAAACAUGACAGAUAAAUUUGAUAGUUGCGUACCUUACGUUCCCGAAAGUAAUGUAUUUGAUAGGAAACGAAGCGCUAGCAUGUGGGAGUUGCGAGAGAAAUUAAAGAUUUUUAAUAAACGAAUAACGAUGCGUUAUUAUAGUUUGGGUUUGUCGAGUUUAGGUGGCGUCGAAGUGGAAUUAGAGUGCGUCCCGAAGUUGGUCCGCCAUAAGACGAUUUCGGAUCCGAACCAUCCCAUAUUUAAACCGAACGGCCUGGCGGUUUCCAACUUUUUGUAUCGGCAGUACUUAGAGGAGCCGUUUAUUAAUGUGAUCGAGAGCUCUGACGCGCAUCGUAAGGAGGAAUCGCCGAAGAAGGGCGACUCGCGAAAGAUGUCGCCGAUUAAGACGCUGCAGAAAUUGAUGGCGACGUCGAAGUCGAAGGAGAACCGUAAGUCGCUCACUUUACCCUUAAAGUCGUUAACGUCCGAAACCGAGAAUGGUAUUUUAAAUCGUCCGAACGGAGGGGUGCAACUGACGCCUCUCAUGUCUAAGUUAAGUUUGUUAGCAAUGGAGGAUCGGUCCAGUGGUUUUUGUAGCAAGGACACAACUCCGGGCGACCGCGACUUGCGGUUUACGCCGAGCCAAAGUAACUACUCAUUUUUGAGCAGACGCAAGUCCAGCGUGUCCGAAGACUACGUCCCCGAUACCACCCUGCAUAAGGCUGUGCUUUUUAUUUGUGGCCAACAAGAUAUGGUUAUGGGAAUUUUAUUGGAGGAGAGCGUACGCCACUGUACCGAAACCGUAAAUGAGCUGUGGGAGAGGUGCACCGAGUCCCUCGGAAAAUUGGAGCGUCAGUUGCGGCACUGCCUCGAAUCGUAUUCCGGCGGCAGCAGCCAGAGCGAAACUACCGAACCUUACAGUUAUUUGUGUAUGGACCCUCAGUGGGAUAAUGUCCGACGAGGUGGUCCGUGGGGCGCAAUGGAAUUAGGGAUGCUGACGCAUUUACAUCGCGAUUUUAUAAACAUCCAGAAUCUGACCGAAAUUACUGUAAGAAACGACGAUAUAAUCGUCUACGGCCACCAUUGCGGGAAAACGGAGGUCUUUUAUCAGCAGAGCACCGCCGGCGCUUCAGGUUUACCGACACCCGCCGACCCGAUGGGCACCGUUUCGUUAAAAGCCAAACGACGUUUAGAACGUGAUCACGCUAUUGUUUUACUUUAAAUAGUGCCAAAUAUUUCGUUGUGAUGUACCCUAUUUUUAUAAAUGUGCUUAUAGUCUUUUGUGCCAAAAAUGUAUAAUUUAUGUACUUAAUACAUUUCUAUUAAGUGGUAUUUAUUGUUAGUGUAUUAAAAUCAUGUUGUGAAAGUA
Molecule: messenger RNA, 3055 nt
Organism: Photinus pyralis (common eastern firefly)
Lineage: Eukaryota; Metazoa; Arthropoda; Insecta; Coleoptera; Lampyridae
Gene: HPS4
Product: Hermansky-Pudlak syndrome 4 protein
Exons: 8
Coding region: 584-2908 (774 amino acids)
Biological process (GO): vesicle-mediated transport
Source: RefSeq, a predicted model, not a curated record